Lytechinus variegatus (green sea urchin) is the source of this 2075-nucleotide messenger RNA. Its product is annotated as suppressor of cytokine signaling 5-like. Gene Ontology annotation, molecular function: 1-phosphatidylinositol-3-kinase regulator activity. Lineage: Eukaryota; Metazoa; Echinodermata; Echinoidea; Temnopleuroida; Toxopneustidae. Gene Ontology annotation, cellular component: phosphatidylinositol 3-kinase complex. Gene Ontology annotation, biological process: phosphatidylinositol phosphate biosynthetic process; intracellular signal transduction. The record is from RefSeq and is a predicted model, not a curated record. Bases 143 to 1936 code for a protein of 597 amino acids. The transcript has a single exon.
CUCAGUCACAGAAGCAAAGACCAAAGUAACUUUUUGUCAGGAGUCACAUCAUUUAGAACAGGAUACUGUCGACUAACGACACGUUAAUAGAAAUUGAAUCUAGACUAGACUAAAGUCAAGACUUUUGAUAAUAACAAUAAAGAUGGCAUCUGCUUCAUCAGCAUCAAUUCUUUUUGCUCUCUCCAAAAGACGGUCAACUUCUUCUCCACAAUUACAUUGUGAAGCUACAGACUUUUCAUCACUGACUGGAAUUCCAAAUGCAACAAGCACUUCUGCAUCUUCUUGGUCAGAUGGUAAUGGGAUCACUGUCAAUACAGUAGACAGGAAAAGCGUGAAGAUAAAUAACAUCACACAGGCAUCUGUGCAUUGGCUAGAGCCAAAGCAAAGGGCAGUUCUCCAAGAUGUUGUAGACCCAGUGGUGAAACCCAAGAAGUCUGCAUUUGUUCAGAUGAGAGGAGGUAGCAGUGACAGAGAAAGUUCAUGUCGACCUGGUGAAAGACAGCUCAGACCGGAUUCUGAACUGCUAUGUUGCAAUGAGACAAUUCAUUAUCUCCAAGGUAGUGAUUCUGAAUCAGAGACCUCUCCUGGAGGGUCACCAAGACGGAAAUCGCACACUGGUAUCAAGCAAAAAUAUCAAAGUAAAAAACUGAAGAGGUUUAGUAAGGCAGCUAGUCAGAUAUUUUCGAAACUGAAACUAGAAUCCAAAAGUAUAAGAGGAAAAGACAGGAGGAAGCACACUGAUAAAAGCGACGAUGACUCCGAUGAUGAAGAUGUACUACCAAUCUCAAGGAGACGUUCAAGGUCAUUGACCAGCAGGGUAAUGAAACGAUUUGGGCACAAGGAUGAAGAUGUUACACACGAAAGCUCUGAUAGUCCCAAGGCUGAUGCAACCACAGUCAAAAGCACAUCGAUGUCUUCUGAUGAGAAAGAAAAGCAAAAGAUAAAGCAUAAAAAACAAGCCACAAAAAGGUCUUCCUCUUCAAGCAGGCAUAGAAAAUCACGACAAUCCCCGCUUGUUAAUUUUGCAAAGUUUGAUCCAGAGAAGUAUCCCAUUGAAUGUACCGAAGAAAUCGAAAGAGCAGUGAGGGAAAGGGAAAUAGAGGAGGGAAUUUCUGUUGCUGCAAUCGAUUCACAUGUACCCAUCUCCCCAGGUGCAGUCGUACCAGCAUCUGAUAUACUUGCUCGUCUGCAAAGAACAACAGUACCAGAUACCUGUAUGACAGUAACCACAUUGCCUGAAGCCGGUGAAGCAAGUUCAAGCUCUUACCAAGUUGUUGAUGCUCCAACACAUACCACAGAAGAUAUCUAUGAUCUUUAUGGAUCGUUGACCCCAUCAGGAACCUUCAUACCUCGUACUGUUCAUACUCAGAUUGACUACAUGCAUUGUCUCGUCCCUGAUCAGUGGAACAUCAUGAAGUCUCCUUACUAUUGGGGUAAAAUUGAUCGAUACGAGGCAGAUAUGUUGUUAGAUAACAAGCCAGAAGGUACAUUUCUCUUGCGGGAUAGUGCCCAAGAAGAGUUCCUCUUCUCUGUCAGCUUUUGCAGGUAUGGACGCACCCUUCAUGCACGGAUAGAACAAUGGAAUCACAAAUUCAGCUUCGACGCUCAUGACCCAGGAGUUUAUUCUUCGGACACCAUCUGUAGCCUCCUCGAGCACUAUAAGGAUCCUAAUUAUUGUAUGUUCUUUGAGCCAAUGUUGACCAAUCCACUACCUAGGGCCAAUCCGUCAUCUUUGAUGGAGCUCAGUAGGGCAAGGGUAUGCCAGCAUGUUUCAUACGAUACCAUUAGCUACCUGAAGUUGCCAAACAGUCUGAAAGAAUUCUUGAGGGAGUAUCACUACAAGCAACGUGUACGCAUCAGGAGGGUGGAGGUUGACAUGCCUCAAAUUCCAGAGGCUAAGCAAAGCAUUGUUACAAAUACUUGCAUCUCUAGGUGAGGUGCAUCUUGGUCAAAUUUUUUAUCUGUACAUUGUGUGAUAAUUUGAAAUUAUGUACUGUAUCUCAUACAGGCUACAUGUACAGUUAUACUAGAACUGUACAUGUACAUUGUAAAGGAUGUUAAUCGUUUUUAAAUCU